Molecule: messenger RNA, 2365 nt
Organism: Paramuricea clavata
Lineage: Eukaryota; Metazoa; Cnidaria; Anthozoa; Malacalcyonacea; Plexauridae
Source: the annotation of a GenBank genome assembly
AUGAGUGGAGAAUUAGGCGUCUGUCUUCAAGGUGCCCACCCAGAACUUGUCGAAGGAACUAAGCAUGAUUCAAAUCUCGCGAAAGUGAUUCAUGAAGUUAACGUGAAAGUGGAAACAUAUCAACUUCAUCUCGAGGAUCACCCUCAGUUCAACCUCAGUUCACCGUCACCACCCCCUUGUUCAGCUGAAGCAGAUCAGCCGUCCUACAACAUGACAAGUGGUGUUUAUCUGGCGAGAGAAAAACGACAAGAAAGUCAGGUUGGAAAUUUCAUUGAAGGCGAAGAGCUUGGCACCGAGACAAGCCCUCGUUGCGGCAGUUGUCAAUGUGGUAAAUGUCCUAUCCUUGGACAUACGUACUCGUUCAAAGAAGAGCAAGAACUUAAAAUUAUUCGUGAGAAUCUAGAGUAUGAUGAUUCCAACCAGUGUUGGAUAACCAGUUAUCCUUGGAUCGUGGAUCCACGUAACCUACCUGAUAACUAUAAUGUCGCCUUAGCAACCCUGGAGAAGACAGAGCGUACUCUUCAAAAGGAUGAACUUUGGGCAAAUACGUACAAAGAGCAAAUGAAUGACAUGGUUCAUCGCAAAGUGGCACGUCCUCUCACGUCCUUGGAAAUCCAACAGUGGAAAGGUCCUAUUUUCUACAUAUCUCACUUGGCUGUGCUCAACCCCAAGUCAAAUUCGACGCCUGUUCGCAUCGUGUUUAACUCCAGUCAAGUCUACAAAGGAGUGUCUCUGAAUUCAUGUCUAGCAAAAGGACCUGAUUGUUAUAUGAAUAACCUGAUCGGAAUCCUGUUGCGUUGGCGAGAAGAAGCUGUGGCUUUGGUAGGUGACAUUAGGAAGAUGUUCAAUUCAGUCUACCUGAAAGAAUUGGAGAAACAUUGUCAUCGAUUUCUCUGGAGAGGACUUGAACUUGAUCGACCUCCUGACGUAUAUGUGAUGGAACGAGUCAAUAUGGGUGACACCCCUGCGCCAGCCAUAAGUACGGAAGCAAUCUACAAGACAGCUGACCGAUUCAAAGACGACAGCCCUGAAGCAGCAGAGCUGUUGAAGAAAUCGAGCUAUGUGGACGAUCUGAUUGACUCGCGUCCGACCGUAAGUUGUGUCCUCAAAGUCGCAGAAGAAGCAGAGAAUAUGCUUGCGAAAGGCGGGUUCUCGGUGAAAUGCUGGCAGCUGAGUGGAGAAGAAAGUCCUCGAAAGACGGCUCGUGGAGUCAAUACCGAGGAGUCUGGCAAACCCCUGAACAUGCUAAAAGGAACCGAGUCCAAUUUGCGAGUUAAACAGGAACCGAGUCAAAAGCAAGUGUCAGUUGUGCAAGCUUCGUAAUGCAAUAUUGGGAGAACAAGAAAUGGGACGGUUGCCAGAAGCACGACUCAAACCAGCACCCCCGUUCACCUACACCAUGGUAGAUUUAUUCGGUCCAUAUGUUGUUCGCGGUGAAGUCCAGAAACGUACCAGUGGAAAAGCGUAUGGGGUCAUUUUCACCGACUUGGUGUCCCGAGCGGUUCAUAUUGAAGCAGUUUACGGUUACGACACAAGCUCCUUUCUCCUGGCGCUCAGCCGAUUUGCAAGUAUUCGCGGAUGGCCUGAAUUCAUUUACAGUGAUCCUGGUUCACAGUUAAUCGGAGCAGAAAGAGAGCUUAAAGAAGCCUGGGAUAAGAUCGAUCGAAGCGAGUUACACAAGAGUGGUCUACAAAAUGGUCUAACGUGGAAAUUUGGAUCAGCAGAUAGUCCUUGGCAUCAAGGAGCAGUGGAGUCUCUUGUGAAAGCAGCCAAGAGAGCGAUUGUCUUUGCGGUUGGUAAACGUCGUCUUACGGUGCCCGAGUUCCUGACGGUGUGCUCUGAAGCUGCAAAUCUACUCAACGAAAGGCCAAUUGGAACAUUGCCUUCCCUCGAUUCUGAUCUAAACGUGUUUACUCCGAAUAAUCUUCUGUUAGGACGCUCGACAGCCAAGAAUCCUGGAGGAUGGCAACCUUUCACGUACAGCCAGAGUCCGAAGACGAGAUACAGCCUGGUGCAAACAGCCGUAGAAGAUUUCUGGGAAAAGUGGAUACAACUAUACGCCCCCUCUCUAGUUGUCCGUCGCAAAUGGCAUGUCAACACAAGGAAUUUACGUCCCGGUGACGUCGUUAUGAUCGCGGACAAAAAUGUGAUGCGAGGAGAAUACCGUCUCGGAGUUGUUAAAGAAGUCUUUCCUGAUCAGGAUGGAAAAGUCCGUCGAGUUCUGGUAACGUACAAGAACUUUCGUGUUGGAAACCGUCAGCAAGAUUAUGGAAUCAGUGAAGCUGUUACUGUUUCUCGAAGCGUUCAGCGUUUGGCACUACUUGUACCCGUGGAAACAGAAGAUGGAGACAAGGAAGAUGUUUGA